Messenger RNA from Anisakis simplex (herring worm), 330 nucleotides. The record is from the annotation of a GenBank genome assembly. Lineage: Eukaryota; Metazoa; Nematoda; Chromadorea; Rhabditida; Anisakidae.
AUGCGUGUGGGCUCUCAAGGAUCACACGGGAGCGGCAGCACGUCUCAAUCGGGCGUGGCUGAGGUCGACGUGAAGCCGGAGUUUGCGUUUACAGUGCCCGGCGGGGAUGCGCUCUCCAGUGGUGGUGAUGUAUUGAUGGGGGGCAAUGGCGCUGGUGAAGUGAAUACGAUAGUGAAGCUGCGGGAUGGAGACGAGAAGGCUAAAGUGGCGUACGCGGGUGCGAUGGAUUUCGGCAUAAGGGUGGUGGAUGCGGAGCGGUUUGAUAAGGUACGUCCUCGGGGUUGUUGGUUGGGAGUGCAGAGGAGGGGCAUUUUAUGGGAGCAUUUGUAA